Budorcas taxicolor (takin) is the source of this 3312-nucleotide messenger RNA. RefSeq names its product WW and C2 domain containing 1 (gene WWC1). Gene Ontology annotation, biological process: cell migration; regulation of hippo signaling; negative regulation of organ growth. The record is from RefSeq and is a predicted model, not a curated record. Lineage: Eukaryota; Metazoa; Chordata; Mammalia; Artiodactyla; Bovidae. The transcript is spliced from 23 exons. Gene Ontology annotation, cellular component: cytoplasm. Gene Ontology annotation, molecular function: molecular adaptor activity; kinase binding. The coding region runs from base 1 to 3312 and encodes 1103 amino acids.
AUGCCCCGGCCGGAGCUGCCCCUGCCGGAGGGCUGGGAGGAGGCGCGCGACUUCGACGGCAAGGUCUACUACAUAGACCACACGAGCCGCACCACCAGCUGGAUCGACCCGCGGGACAGGUACACCAAACCGCUCACCUUCGCUGACUGCAUUAGUGACGAGCUGCCGCUGGGAUGGGAAGAGGCGUACGACCCACAGGUCGGGGAUUACUUCAUAGACCACAACACCAAAACCACUCAGAUUGAGGAUCCUCGGGUUCAAUGGCGGCGGGAGCAGGAGCACAUGCUGAAGGAUUACCUGGUGGUGGCCCAGGAGGCCCUGAGUGCACAAAAGGAAAUCUACCAGGUUAAGCAGCAGCGCUUGGAGCUUGCACAGCAGGAGUAUCAGCAGCUGCACGCCGUCUGGGAGCACAAGCUUGGCUCCCAGGUCAGCUUGGUCUCUGGUUCGUCAUCCAGCUCUAAGUAUGACCCUGAGAUUCUAAAAGCUGAAAUUGCCACAGCAAAAUCCCGGGUUAACAAGCUGAAGAGAGAGAUGGCUCACCUCCAGCAGGAGCUGCAGUUCAAAGAGCGUGGCUUUCAGACGCUGAAGAAAAUCGAUAAGAAGAUGUCAGAUGCUCAGGGCAGCUACAAACUGGAUGAAGCUCAGGCUGUUCUGAGAGAAACAAAAGCCAUCAAAAAGGCCAUCACCUGUGGAGAAAAGGAAAAGCAAGAUCUCAUUAAGAGCCUCGCCAUGCUGAAGGAUGGCUUCCGCACCGACAGAGGCUCCCACUCCGACCUGUGGUCCAGCAGCAGCUCUCUGGAGAGUUCGGGUUUCCCACUGCCGAAACAGUACCUGGAUGUGAGCUCCCAGACGGACAUCUCAGGAAGUUUCGGUACCAGCAGCAACAAUCAAUUGGCGGAGAAGGUCAGAUUGCGCCUUCGAUAUGAAGAGGCCAAGAGAAGGAUUGCCAACCUGAAGAUCCAGCUUGCCAAGCUUGACAGUGAGGCCUGGCCUGGAGUGCUUGACUCUGAGAGGGACCGGCUGAUCCUCAUCAACGAGAAGGAGGAGCUACUGAAGGAGAUGCGCUUCAUCAGCCCCCGGAAGUGGACCCAAGGGGAGGUGGAGCAGCUGGAGAUGGCCCGCAAGCGGCUGGAGAAGGACCUGCAGGCGGCCCGGGACACCCAGAGCAAGGCGCUGACUGAGAGGUUGAAGUUAAACAGCAAGAGGAACCAGCUGGUGAGAGAGCUCGAGGAAGCCACCCGACAGGUUGCGGCCCUGCACUCCCAGCUGAAGAGCCUCUCCGGCAGCAUGCAGAGCCUGUCCUCCGGCAGCAGUCCUGGGUCCCUCACGUCCAGCCGGGGCUCCCUGGCCGCCUCCAGCCUGGACUCCUCUGCCUCGGCCAGCUUCACUGACCUCUACUAUGACCCGUUCGAGCAGCUGGACUCGGAGCUGCAGAACAAGGUGGAAUUCCUGCUCCUGGAGGGGGCCACGGGCUUCCGGCCCUCUGGCUGCAUCACCACCAUCCACGAGGACGAAGUGGCCAAGACCCAGAGGGCAGAGGGGGGCGGCCGCCUGCAGGCCCUGCGCUCCCUAUCGGGCACCCCCAAGUCCAUGACCUCCCUGUCCCCCCGGUCCUCGCUCUCCUCCCCCUCCCCGCCCUGCUCGCCUCUCAUCGCUGACCCCCUCCUGGCUGGGGACGCCUUCCUGAGCAACCUGGAGUUUGAAGACCCUGAGCUGAGUGCCACUCUCUGUGAGCUGAGCCUUGGCUGCAGCACGCGGGAAAGGUACCGGCUGGAGGAACCCGGCCCGGAGGGCAAGCCGCUGGGCCAAGCUGUGAAUACGGCUCAGGGGUGCGGCCUGAAAGUGGCCUGUGUCUCUGCUGCUGUGUCAGAUGAAUCCGUGGCCGGGGACAGUGGCGUGUAUGAGGCUUCCGUGCAGAGGCUGGGUGUCUCGGAAGCCGCUGCUUUCGACAGUGAUGAAUCAGAAGCAGUGGGUGCCACCCGGGUUCAGAUCGCCCUGAAGUAUGAUGAGAAGAAUAAGCAGUUUGCAAUAUUCAUCAUCCAGCUGAGCAACCUUUCUGCUUUGUUGCUGCAGCAAGACCAGAAAGUGAACAUCCGAGCGGCUAUCCUUCCGUGCUCCGAGAGCACCACCUGCCUCUUCCGGACCCGGCCCCUGGAUGCCGCGGACACCCUGGUGUUCAACGAGGUGUUCUGGGUGUCCAUGUCCUACCCAGCCCUACACCAAAAGACCUUAAGAGUUGACGUCUGUACCACCGAAAGGUGCCACCUGGAGGAGUGCCUGGGAGGCGCUCAGAUCAGCCUGGCUGAGGUCUGCCGGUCCGGCGAGAGGUCGACUCGCUGGUACAACCUCCUGAGCUACAAAUACUUGAAGAAACAGAGCCGGGAGCCCAAACCAGCAGGAGCCAUGGCCGCCAUCCCAGGGCCUGAAAGCACGGAUGCUGUGUCUGCUCUGUUGGAACAGACAGCCGUGGAGCUGGAGAAGAGGCAGGAGGAAAGGAGCAGCACGCAGACCCUAGAAGACACCUGGAGGUAUGAGGAGGGGACAAGCGAGAACGAGGCCGAAGAGGAAGAGGAGGAGGAGGAAGGGGAAGAGGAAGCCUCCCCUGACAUGGACGGGUGCCCAGCGAUAAAGGUGGACAAGGAGACCAACACAGAGACCCCAGCCCCAUCUCCCACGGUGGUGCGGCCCAAGGACCGGCGGGUGGGCACGCCCUCCCCGGGGCCGUUUCUUCGAGGGAGCACCAUCAUCCGCUCCAAGACCUUCUCCCCAGGCCCCCAGAGCCAGUACGUGUGCCGGCUGAACCGAAGUGAUAGCGACAGCUCCACCCUGUCCAAGAAGCCACCUUUUGUUCGAAAUUCCUUGGAGCGGCGCAGCGUCCGGAUGAAGCGGCCUUCGUCCGUUAAAUCCCUGCGCGCUGAGCGCCUGCCACGCACCUCGCUGGACCUCGAAUUAGACCUGCAGGCCACCAGGACCUGGCACAGCCAGCUGACUCAGGAGAUCUCGGUGCUGAAGGAGCUCAAGGAGCAGCUGGAACAAGCCAAGAGCCACGGGGAGAAGGAGCUGCCGCAGUGGGUGCGGGAGGACGAGCGCUUCCGCCUGCUGCUAAGGAUGCUGGAGAAGCGGAUGGACCGAGCAGAGCACAAGGGAGAGCUUCAGACAGACAAGAUGAUGAGGUCGGCCGCCAAGGACGUGCACAGGCUUCGAGGCCAGAGCUGUAAGGAGCCCCCGGAGGUGCAGUCUUUCAGGGAGAAGAUGGCAUUUUUCACGCGGCCUCGGAUGAAUAUCCCGACCCUCUCUGCAGAUGACGUCUAA